Molecule: messenger RNA, 1663 nt
Organism: Hypoxylon fragiforme
Lineage: Eukaryota; Fungi; Ascomycota; Sordariomycetes; Xylariales; Hypoxylaceae
Exons: 2
Coding region: 190-1425 (411 amino acids)
Molecular function (GO): GTPase activity
Source: RefSeq, a predicted model, not a curated record
UGUCAAGUGGGAUGUGAAUUUAUUAGCAGCUGAAUAUUUUUAUCAUGUCAAGGUUGUGUCUGAAUAGUUAAGUCCUUGAACUUAAACAUCACAAUUUUAUAUACUCAUACCUACCUGUUAUUUCCAAAUCCAACUUGAAGCACGACAAAAUAAAAUUCAAUAAAUUAACGGAACAGGUGUGCAAUCAAAAUGGCAUCUACGUCCGAGCCUGAGUCCAGCACUGCUGGCCCCUCAGUCGCACCGGAGACCUCAAAACCGAGCUCUGCCUCUGAACCCGUCGCUAUCGUAUGUGUUGGCAUGGCCGGCUCGGGCAAGACGACCUUCAUGCAGCGCAUCAACGCGCAUCUACAUGGCCAACGCGAUCCUCCCUAUGUCAUCAAUCUCGACCCCGCUGUGCUUAAUGUGCCCUUUGAGAGUAACAUCGAUAUUCGCGACUCGGUCAACUACAAGGAGGUCAUGAAGCAGUACAACCUUGGCCCCAACGGUGGAAUCCUGACUUCGCUCAACCUGUUCUCCACGAAAGUUGACCAGAUCCUGAAGCUUCUCGAGAAGCGCACUGGUCCUGAUGAGGCAAACCCGAACAAGAAGCCUAUCAAGAAUAUUCUUGUCGACACUCCUGGCCAGAUUGAAGUCUUCGUGUGGUCUGCCUCCGGCCAGAUUCUCCUCGAGUCCCUCGCUUCGACGUUUCCCACCGUCAUCGCCUACAUCAUCGAUACGCCCCGAACAGCCUCCACUAGUACCUUUAUGAGCAACAUGCUAUACGCCUGCUCGAUCCUCUACAAGACCAAGCUACCUAUGAUCUUAGUCUUCAACAAGACCGACGUCAAGGAUGCCAGCUUCGCCAAAGAAUGGAUGACCGAUUACGACGCCUUCCAAGCUGCGCUUACCGCGGACGAAGAAUCCAACGCAUUCGGCGGUGUCGAAGGCGAAGGUUCGGGUAGCGGCUACAUGAGCAGUCUCCUAAACUCGAUGAGCAUGAUGCUGGAGGAGUUUUACACGCACCUGAGCGUAGUGGGCGUGUCGUCCAUGACCGGCGCCGGCGUCGACGACUUCUUCGCCGCCGUCGCGGAGAAGGCCGAGGAGUUCAAGGCCGACUACCGCCCGGAGCUGGAGCGCAAGCGGGAGGAGAGAGAAGAAAACAAGCGCGCGGUGCGCGAAAAGGAGCUCGAUAAGAUGAUGAAGGGCAUGUCUAUGGGCGCGAGCGGUAGCAGUCGGAAUAUUGUCGAUAACCUGCGCAAGGCUGACGACGACGACGAUGUGGAUAUGAGUGAUGAUGAGGACGAUGACAACUAUGCCGAUGUUGACGACGAGUACGACCGAGAAGGAUUGCAGGCGCGAUACGAGGCUGCCUCGGUGGCGGAAGCAGACUCGACGAUGGAUCAAGCUAGCUUUGCCAAGUAUCUGCACACGCAGAGAAAGGGUUAGGCUGGAUGGGCGAACGUCAUGCAGUUUGCGGUGGCUUCACUACGAUAGGGUAGGAUAUGAUAGGUAUACAAGGCGCACACACACACACACGAGGCAUAGGUUAGGGAGUUAUGUAAUGGCAUAGAACGGGCAUAAUGAUACCAAAUUCUGAUUUGCUGAAACCUUUCUCAGAGAGUGUCUAAUGUUUUCUCAAGGCUCGGUAAACUCGUAAACUCCCAAACUCCAAGUUCCUUUUAUG